This is a messenger RNA of Gilbertella persicaria, 1665 nucleotides long. Its product is annotated as Dbl homology domain-containing protein. Gene Ontology annotation, molecular function: guanyl-nucleotide exchange factor activity. NCBI's taxonomy places the organism in Eukaryota, Fungi, Mucoromycota, Mucoromycetes, Mucorales, Choanephoraceae. The transcript has 6 exons. Bases 24 to 1541 code for a protein of 505 amino acids. The record is from RefSeq and is a predicted model, not a curated record.
UUUUUCCCCACUUUCCCUUCAAGAUGAUGAACUUUACGGAAAAGGCAAAUCAGUCUCAUUUAUUGAGCAAUUCAAUCAUUUCAACCUCAACUAUCACUAAUGCUUCUACCAUUACAAGCACAUCAAGCAUCAGUGGUACCAGUUCCAUCAUCAGUGCUGAAUCAACAGUUAGUAUUCACUCGCAAUCCGAUCCUUACAGCUUGUCUUUUAUUACGGAUAAUCAAAAUUACUAUCACCAAUUGCUUGAUGAUUUAUCAAUUGUAGAUGAUUUGGCAGACACAUUUAGACAAGAACCUGACUCUGUUGUGUUUGAGAAGCAAGUGCUUGAUGUUGCCCGCUAUGUAGCCUCUAAAGAAAAUGUAUUGGAAUGCGUUAUGCGAACAGAAGUCGACUAUGUCAACGAGCUCUUGGCAUUCCAUGAAGUAUAUGCACUUCGAGUUCAGCCAUGGUUAGAGAAUUCUGUUGAUAAAGAUAUCAUAGCUAAAUUCAAAGAAACACCCUUAAAGCAAGUAUUUGAUGCCAUGUUUGAGAAUAUUCAUGACAUAGCCCAAGCACACAGCUCUUUUUUGAGUGAGUUGAAAGAAAGAAUUCGUCUAUGGGGUCCCACUCAGUUAGUAUCUGAUGUGUUCUAUAACCUUCAUGAGAGCUUCGCUGUGUAUAAGCCAUUUAUGAAACAACACAACAGUUAUGUGAUGGUUGUAGAUACACUUUAUAAAAUACCUGCCUUUACAAAACUCUUAGAAACUAUUAUGGCUGAAAACAAACAACAAAAUCUCGCAGUAAAGAUCAACGAUUUUGCUCAUUAUAUACAAACGCCUCUUUUGCGCUUUACAGCCUAUAGUAAAGCACUCAAACAAUUAAACCAUUAUACAAAUCAAGCACAUCCUGAUUUCAACAGCUUAACAAACGUCCUAAAAAAGUUCAAAGCCCUAGAAUCUGAAUGGAUAAAAAAAGUCCACGACUGCCAAUCGCAUCUCAUGGUCUUUGAAGCAUAUCGUUCGAUUCAAAACUGUCCCAUCAAUGUCAACCCACAGCGACGUUUGCUAUUGUUUGCUCAUCUUAUUCGAGUGGAUCUGGAUGAUAUUACUUCAACGUCAGAUAUUCGCAUGUAUUUCCUCUACAACGACAACUUGAUCUACUGUAAAAAGAAACAAAAGGAGAGUAAAAAAGAUCCUGCAGAUAAAAAGCUAGUUUAUAAAGGUACGCUUAGUCUACGUGGAGCUGAAAUUCGUCAACUUGCACCUGCAUUUUGUGCAAAGAUGUGUGAGGAAAAAAAAUCCCUGUUUCGACUUGGGAAAAAGAACCACUCCGACUCGAAUUCAUUGCCUGGUACAGAAGCCUUUGGUUUUGAAUUAGUGGCUACAGAACUUAACUUGGAUGCCAUGUCUCCCUUACAUCAGAACUAUAUGUCUGCUUCUGCUAGUAGCGGUGCUCCCAUUAAACGAAGACAUGUCAUGAGAACUCGGUCUAAAGAAGAACAAGCAACAUGGUAUGAUACUAUUCGAAAGGCUAUUGCAUAUACAAAUGCACAACCUGCUUAAUAUAUAUACGCCUUAUUUCUCCCUCCCUCUCCCUCUUCUCUAACAUUUACACUUCCUUUCAUUUCUGAUUUCUUUGUAUUUUAUGUCCUCUAUGAAUAAAACUGUAUUUUAUGCAUUUCACCAU